Messenger RNA from Arabidopsis thaliana (thale cress), 2526 nucleotides. Its product is annotated as Protein phosphatase 2C family protein. The transcript has 9 exons. The coding region runs from base 141 to 2315 and encodes 724 amino acids. Gene Ontology annotation, molecular function: protein serine/threonine phosphatase activity. Lineage: Eukaryota; Viridiplantae; Streptophyta; Magnoliopsida; Brassicales; Brassicaceae. The record is from RefSeq and is marked reviewed.
CACAAAAUAUCUGUGAAGCGAACACAUCUGAUAGAAACAGAGGGUUACCACCGGUUGUAACGUCACCCAAUUAUCAUCUUCUUCGUCUACUCUAAACCAUUUCUGUGACACUCUUUGUUACAGACUUCAAUGUUUAAGUUAUGGCCGAUCAUUUGAUUCUUUCUCUUCAAGCUCCUCCUUUUCUCAUCUUCCCUUGUUCUCUUCACCGUUCAUGGAGAUUUCCCGGUGGAAUCAGAUAUUCCGUUCCUGAGUUCCGAUUGUCCUCUCAGCUACAGUUGGCUAAUUCCAUUUCACCUUCAAAGUCUUCAGCUUCCUCUUCUUCUCCACCGGAGAAUUCUGCUCCAGAGAAGUUCGAUCUCGUGUCCAGCACUCAGCUUAAAGAUGGAAGUCAUGUCUUUCGGUUCGGGGAUGCAAGUGAGAUUGAGAAAUAUCUCGAGGCUGAAGAAAAAGCGAGAUGUGUUGAGGUAGAAACGCAAAAUGCUAAGAUUGCUGAAGAAGCCAGUGAAGUUUCAAGGAAACAAAAGAAAUUGGUCAGUUCUAUUAUUGAAACAAGUACUGAGAAAGAGGAAACAGCUGCUCCUUCCGAUCUUAGCAAUGUCAUUAAAAUAAAGGAUCGUAAAAGGGUUCGUUCUCCUACUAAGAAGAAGAAAGAAACUGUGAAUGUAUCACGGAGCGAAGAUAAAAUUGAUGCCAAGAGUGCUAGUGUUUCCAAUCUGAGCUCCAUAGUUAGUGUAGCAGAAGCUAUUCCAAUUAGCUCUACUGAAGAAGAAGCUGUUGUUGAGAAGGAAAUCACGGCUAAGUCAUAUAAUGUAGAGCCUCUUUCUUCUGAAGCCAUGAAGAAAGUUUCUGUCAAUAAAAUAGGAGACUGUGAGACAAAUGGUUAUCAAGAGAAUCGUAUGGAGGUUCAGGCAAGACCGUCAUUGUCUACACAACAGGAAAUUACGCCUGUAUCCACCAUUGAAAUUGAUGACAAUUUGGAUGUGACGGAAAAGCCUAUUGAAGCUGAGGAGAAUCUUGUCGCGGAACCAACAGCUACAGAUGAUUUGUCUCCUGAUGAACUCCUUUCAACUUCAGAAGCAACACAUCGCAGCGUUGAUGAGAUUGCUCAAAAACCUGUAAUUGAUACGUCUGAGGAAAACCUUCUGAACACUUUUGAAGCUGAGGAGAAUCCUGUAGUUGAACCAACAGCUACAGCUGCUGUCUCUUCUGAUGAACUCAUUUCAACUUCAGAAGCAACACGUCACAGCGUUGAUGAGAUCGCUCAAAAGCCUAUUAUUGAUACGUCUGAGAAAAACCCUAUGGAAACUUUUGUUGAACCAGAAGCAGUGCAUAGUAGCGUUGACGAGAGCACUGAAAAGCUUGUAGUUGUUACGUCUGAUGUGGAAAAUGAUGGAGAAAAUGUAGCUUCAACCACAGAAGAUGAAAUAACUGUGAGGGACACAAUAACUGAUAGUGGUAGCAUAUCCAAUAAUGAUGACACAAAAGUGGAAGAUCUCCAACUUCCUGUACCUGAAACGGCCAGUCUUGAACCCAUUAAAGCGGCUUCUGGCAGGGAAGAACUUGUGUCCAAAGCAUUUUACUUGGACUCUGGUUUUGCUUCACUCCAAAGCCCCUUUAAGGCAUUGGCAGGUCGGGAAGAUGCUUAUUUUAUCUCUCACCACAAUUGGAUAGGUAUUGCUGAUGGAGUCUCUCAGUGGUCAUUUGAAGGAAUCAAUAAGGGAAUGUAUGCUCAAGAACUCAUGAGCAACUGUGAAAAGAUUAUUUCCAAUGAAACUGCUAAGAUAAGUGACCCAGUUCAAGUUCUCCAUAGAAGUGUCAAUGAGACUAAGUCCUCUGGAUCAUCAACAGCCUUAAUUGCUCAUCUUGACAAUAAUGAACUCCACAUAGCCAAUAUUGGAGAUUCGGGAUUCAUGGUCAUUAGGGAUGGCACAGUAUUGCAGAAUUCGUCUCCAAUGUUUCAUCAUUUUUGUUUUCCCUUGCAUAUUACGCAAGGCUGUGAUGUCCUAAAACUUGCAGAGGUUUACCAUGUGAACCUGGAAGAAGGCGAUGUUGUCAUCGCAGCAACUGAUGGGCUCUUUGAUAACUUAUACGAAAAAGAAAUCGUUUCAAUAGUUUGCGGGUCACUGAAACAGAGUCUGGAACCUCAGAAAAUAGCAGAGUUGGUAGCUGCAAAAGCACAAGAAGUAGGACGAUCUAAGACAGAGAGAACGCCAUUUGCUGACGCAGCUAAAGAAGAAGGAUACAAUGGACACAAAGGUGGUAAACUUGAUGCUGUUACCGUCAUCAUUUCAUUCGUGAAAAUUGUCUCUACAUAAAUAUGCAUCUUCCUAUUAAUUGUAAAUAAUGGAGAGAGCCGCACACAUUCACAACACCAUUCUAGUUUUUCCAAAAAUUUCAUUGAAACGAUGUACACUGGAGUAAGUUUGCAUUCCUGAGCUAUAUAUGUGAGCCGGAUCAGUCCUGGAUCUGACCCGAUAUCCAGUUUCCGACCCAAACCUAGUAAACACAGUACAAUAUUACUCAACC